AUGGCUAAGAACUUACGACUCGGUCAGUACAAAUCCAUCAACGCACUAGCAAAGGUCUUUGAACUCAGAGAUGAAGGGAGGUACCUCUUCUUCCUUGAGAAGUACAAGCCAUUCUGACUGGACAAGAACUUCCCCAAAAUUGAAGCUGAUUUUGAGAAGAAACAGCUCGAUGCAAAGUCACUUUAUUGGAUGGUCAAGGAUAUGGCAGACAGAGCUGACAAGUGUGCAGCCAAGGAUAUUAUAGCUACGACCAAGAAAAUGCAAACUUGAGCUGAGAAGGAAAACCUUGAUGAAUUUUGGUCCCACUUCCCUACUUUAAAGGAAAAUGUCACCCAUUUCGUAGAGGAUUAUUAUAAGAUUUUUCCUCAUUUGAAACCUGCAGAGGAAGUGAAAAAUGAGACACCUGGUGAACCUAAAGAGGAGCCUAAAAAGGAUCCAGAUGAGCAGAAGGAAAAAACACCUGAGGAUAAGAAGGAGGCUUCAAAUAAGGCUUUUAAUGCCAUCCCAGAAAUCCCUCCACAUAAAAGUCAACCCAAGCAAGAUUUGGAUGCUCCAAUUAAGAAAAAGAAUUUCUUCGCCAUGCUAGACGAAGAAGAUGAAGUUAUUAUGAAAAUUAAGGAGCAAAAGAGUCAAAAUAAAUAAAAUUAAAGUCAAUAUCAGAGAAAAUGCUGAUAAAGAGAAGGAUACUAAAAGACCAGGUCUCGAUCGACUUAAGGAGUUCAAAAUAGCCAAUGAUGAGGAGGAUAGGAUUAUUAAGAAUGCUAUCGAGGUAUCAAAUGCGAUCAGUAAUGAUCCUGCUUUAAAUAAACUACCAGAAAAGAGCCCAUUCAGAAAAUAAAUUAGCAGCAGAGGCACCUGCUCAGCUCCCUACUCCCAAAAAGAGCUCCUUCGAAGCUCCUGCAUCCUACAUGAAAAAGGAAAGCGAGGAAGACAAACUCUUCAAAGCUGGAAAAUAAACUCCGAAAGUUGAGAGAUAUGCAAAUAAAGAGCAAUUAUGAAGAAAAAGGCCAGUUCUCCUCCAGAUUUGACGAUAAUAAAGACACCAUAACAAACCCUAUUCAAAAAUAUGACAACUCCACUUCCACUGCCCAACAACAUAAAUCUCAAAAGCCCUCUUACAGCACAGAACCUGGUCAUAACACAAAGAUUGGGCUUAACUCUGAAAUGAAGAAGGUUUCUGAGAAAGCAGAAGAACUUGAACAGACUAAGCCGAAAGUGUCAGGCUUAAGGAAGGAAGAGGAUAUAUUUGCACAGAUUAGAAAUGAUCCGGACUUGAAGAAAGUAGGUGGGCCGAAGAGACGAGCCUCUGAUGGUAUCGGCCCAGUUGAGGAGAAGAGAGAGAGUGAAGGUGGAAAUAAGGGUUUUAAGGAAGAUUUUAGAAUUUUGUCGAUGAGGGCAGAGACUCCUUCUAUGAAUAAACCUGAAAUUGAGAAGGGGAAGUUGUCCAAAGUGUCCUCAGAGAAUCCUAAUCUCAAUCUUUUAGCAAAAAUACCGUCUUUUAAACCUCAGAUUGGUGAAAAUAAGCUGGGGAUGAGAGAUAAACCUCUCACUCAGCAGAUUAACUCACCAGUUGAGCCUAUUAAGGAGGUUGUUAAAGAGAACUUAAAAGAGCCAGAAGAGGAAGUUAAGGCUAAGCCUCAGGCUCAGCCUGACCCUGAUCCGAAGAUAGAACCUGAAAUAAAAGAAAAACCUAGAGAAGAAAGAAAAGGUAAAAUAUUUUUCAAGCCAAGGAACUCCAAAAAGGACAACAAGGAAAAACAAUCUAACACUAAGGAUAAUAAUAGAAAAGAUAAGAAGAUCGGACAGAAACCAAUUCACUUGAUGAACCCAGGAAGGAAGCCCAACCUCAACCUGCACGGGAUAGACUCAGAUGACGAGAAUGAUUAUCCGUUUGAUGAUGGAUUUAAGUGAGUUAUUUUCUAGAUUUCAAAAAUAAGCACUCUCUAUGAAUAAAUUUUC
This is a messenger RNA of Moneuplotes crassus, 1959 nucleotides long. NCBI's taxonomy places the organism in Eukaryota, Ciliophora, Spirotrichea, Euplotida, Euplotidae. The record is from the annotation of a GenBank genome assembly.